AUGACGCCGAUUGUGCUCUUAUUAGUAGCAGUGUACCUUGGGACUACGGUAGUCGCGCAAAUCACACCAGUGCCUAAAAUCGAGAUCACGCCGAUACCGAUUGAUAAAACCGACCCGAAUGUGAAAGAAUUUCAGCGAAUGGAUGCGAACAAGGACAAUCAAUUGACGUUCGCCGAAUUCAUUUUGUCGGAUCGGCCGUUUCUCGAGCACCAAUCGCGGCGAUUCCACAAUUUCGAUUUGAACGGCGACGGCAUCGUCACGAAAAAAGAGUUUGAGGACUAUCACAAGAAGCUGGAGAAGACGAAGCGUCGCACCGAUUUGUUCUUCAACAAAUUCAAUCGCGAGCGUCGUGAUCCGUUCGACUCAUCGUUCUUCCAGGGACCAUUCGAGCACAAACUCGACGACGACGGCGGCUCACGCGAGCUUCACAACCCGCCAAUGAUGCUAUUGUGA
Messenger RNA from Caenorhabditis bovis, 453 nucleotides. The record is from the annotation of a GenBank genome assembly. Lineage: Eukaryota; Metazoa; Nematoda; Chromadorea; Rhabditida; Rhabditidae.